CCCAACAGGAAGUCAACAGAUUUUCAAUAGGAUGCAGAUUUGCGGCUGCUAGCGUUGAUUUGACACAUACGUUAUUUUCGCCCAAAGGCGAACAUAUUUAUAAAAAAUGCCCUUAUUUGAUGGUUUAGGAAGCGGAGGGGAGAAGACUGCAAUCGUCAUCGAUUUAGGAGCAGCAUAUACAAAAUGUGGCUUUGCAGGGGAAACGGGGCCCAGGUUCAUAAUUCCGAGUGAGAUCCGGAAACCGGGACAGCAACAGGCCAUCAAGGUUGUUCAGUACAACAUCAACACAGAGGAGCUUUACGUCAUACUCAAAGAGUUUAUCCAUAUACUAUACUUCAGACACCUGCUGGUGAACCCUCGCGACAGAAGAGUGGUCAUCAUCGAGUCCCUCCUGUGCCCUUCUCACUUCAGGGAGACUCUCACCAAGGUUUUCUUCAAACAGUUUGAGGUGCCCUCUGUACUUUUUGCUCCAAGUCACCUGAUGGCCAUCAUGACGUUAGGCCUCAACUCUGGCCUGGUGAUGGACUGUGGCUACACUGAGACUUUGGUGCUGCCUGUUUAUGAGUGUACUCCUAUUCUGCCAGCUUGGGAGGCUUUGCCUUUGGGGGGGAAAUCCAUCCAUAACGAAUUAGAUGGACUUCUUGUGGAGCAGUGCACCGUGGACACAGACACUACCACUGGGCAGAGUGUGCCAGCUGUCAUUGGGACCAUCCCAGAGGAGACUGUGGAGGACAUAAAAGUGAGAACGUGUUUUGUCAGUGACCUGCAGAGAGGCCUCAAGAUCCAAGAGGCCAAAUUUAACCUGGACGGUACAGCAGAGCGUCCAGCUCCUCCACCAGAUGUUGACUAUCCUCUGGAUGGGCAGAAAAUCAUGCACGUCAAAGGUUCAAUCAGGGACUCAGUGAUGGAAAUCCUGUUUGAACAGGACAAUGAGGAGAAGAGCGUGGCAUCUCUGAUGCUCGACGCUCUCGUCAAGUGCCCCAUCGACACCCGUAAAGUGCUCUCUGAGAACCUGAUAGUGAUUGGGGGCACGGCCAUGCUGCCUGGCUUCCUGCACCGCCUGCUGGCAGAAAUACGCCUCCUGGUGGAGAAGCCCAAGUACAGCAACGUGCUGGCCAGCAAGAGCUUCCGCAUACAUGCUCCACCUGCCAAACCCAACUGCACUGCCUGGCUCGGAGGUGCCAUCUUUGGGGCCCUUCAGGACAUCCUGGGCAGCAGGUCAGUGUCCCGGGAUUAUUACAACCAGACAGGACGCAUCCCAGACUGGUGCUGCCUGAGCUCCCCUCCUCCUGAGUCUCUGUAUGAAGCAGGAAAGACCCCUCCUCCACUAAUGAAGAGAGCUUUCUCCACAGACAAGUAAAAAUAUCCUGGGGCAUGAAAUGAUGUUCCUCUCCUUCUACCCAAUAAAACAGUAAUCUCUUAAUGUAACAGCUCAACACAUAUCUUGUCACGGUGUUAACUACACAAACAGCUCUCGGUGUUUGUCGUGUCCAGUUGUCACAUCUGUGUUCUCAUAUGCAGAGAUUAUGAGACUGUUUGACGAUCAUGUUUUUGAUGUAACACUGAUAAUCUAGUAGCAGUGUCAAAAUGUCAAAUUAUGUUUUGUGCGUCAUGCAGGCAACUGAAGUCUCAUUGUGCAAGACUGAGGACGUGUCUGCACUCAUUCUUACUUCUGUUUUUGUUUACGACAGAAAUUUGCUGAUCACUAAUAACAGAUUUAGCCAUGAAGUAGUUGGAGGAGGUUGAUCAUCUUUACCAUAAAGCUGACGUUAUUUCAGUGUGAUGUAUCAUAGAUACUGGAACAUUUACAAACUCUUUCAAAAUAAGAAAAUCUGAGUGAUUUAUUUAUUUGCACUUUUCCAUGUAAAGUCAUUUCAGUGUAUUAAAGGUUCUGCACACUCGCAUAA
Molecule: messenger RNA, 1907 nt
Organism: Solea solea (common sole)
Lineage: Eukaryota; Metazoa; Chordata; Actinopteri; Pleuronectiformes; Soleidae
Gene: actr10
Product: actin related protein 10
Exons: 13
Coding region: 107-1360 (417 amino acids)
Biological process (GO): retrograde axonal transport of mitochondrion
Source: RefSeq, a predicted model, not a curated record